ACCGAGAACAAUUCGAUUAUGCUUUAAACUUAAUUAAUUAAUUAACUUUAACUGAAAGGGUUUUAAAGAAAGCGGCUGCUCAAGCCCAAUGAAGAAGUGGGCCUGGGCCGUAGUAGUAAAGAACCGAGAGGGCCCAUAGUUAAUUCACACUAACGUGACCAACGAAAUCGUGAAUAUUUGCAAUCGCGCACGCGCACGCGCAGCACAGAAAGAGGGAAAAGAAGAAGUAAGGAAGGAAAACAAGAGUUGGGUGUGGUAAUUGGUUGAGCGAAGAAGAGAAAUGGACGACUACACGAGGGAAAUGAUGGACCUGAAGACACUGGUCACUCGCACUCUCGAGAAGAAAGGCGUUCUCGCCAGGAUCCGUGCCGAACUCAGAGCGAGUGUGUUCGAGGCCAUCGAAGAGGAAGAUCGUGUGAUUGAGAAGGACCAAGGUCUACCUCCUGCAUUGCUUGGUAGCUGCAACGAUCGAGCUAAACAGCUUCACGCUUCUCCUCCAGGUAGGCUCCUUACGGCCAUGAUAUGUGAGUACCUUUACUGGGCGCAGCUCAAUCACACACUAAAAGUAUACCUUCCGGAAUGUAAUUUGGAAAAAGACUUUUGGAAGACGGAGCUUAAGGAGUUUAGUACCAAAAAUGGUUUUGAUCUCAACAGAAACAGAGAUAGUCCUCUACUCUUGGAUGUGCUUGAAGGAUUUUUGAAGCUUGAGCAAUGAUAACAUCUUCCCUGGAUCUCCAGUCAUUGGGGUCAUUGACGGGAAAUUUGAAAGUAGCUAUCUAGUUACUGUCACGAUUGGUUCAGAGAAACUCAAAGGAGUACUUUAUCAAGCUCCACAGAAUCCUAUAUUGCACGCAUCCCAUCAUAGUGCCCCAGCUAAUAAUACCAACGCUUCUUCUUCAGUAGGUGUUCAUUGUCGGAGACGCAGGAAGAAAUCAGAAAUAAAAAGAAGAGAUCCUGCUCAUCCAAAAUCUAACAGAAGUGGGUACAAUUUCUUCUUUGCUGAACAGCAUGCAAGACUAAAUGCACUUCACCAUGGAAAAGACAGAGAGAUUAGUAGGAUGAUUGGUGAACUUUGGAACAAGUUAAAAGAAUCAGAAAAGACGGUUUAUCAAGAGAAGGCCAUGAAAGAUAAAAGAGAGGUACAGAGCAGAAAUGGAGAAUUAUAGAGAGAAACUGAAGAUGGGUCAAGUUAUCAGUGACGCUGUGCCCCUUCAGCAACGACUUCCUGAAGCAGAUGCAGACAUGUUGGAUGGUGGCUUAAAAACGGAUUAAGCUGAGGCAGAUUCGCUUCAAACUCCAGAGGAGAGUAGUUCCGGUGGAAGUGAUUAUGAAGAUUAUAAUAAAUCUGCAGAAAGAGGUUUUGAUAUAGAUUCAUUACCUGUAAUAGGAAUGGGUGCAGAAACAAGCUAUUUGGGUUCGGAAGAUAAGUCAUCCAAAGGGGGUUUGUGAGCUUCUUUAUGGUUGAGAGGGAUUAGGAGGCCCUGUCUUUUAGCAGAGACUUUCUUACAUUAUAAAGUAGAAGGCUGAGAUAUGAGAUGCAGUGGAGGUUUGAGUUAGGAUUAAGUAGAGGUGUCAAUUUGAUCCAUGACCCCGGGGCUAGCCCUAACCCACUAUUGAAAAAGCCCCCUCUUAAGAAGCCCCUCAAAUGGGGGCCAAAAAAAGCCCCAACCCCCAAAGCCCCCUCUCAAAGGGGUUAGGGUGAGGGUUAAGGUGUGAGUUUAGCCUACUAAAUUUUUUUUGAAAACUAAACUUCAACAUUCUUAAUAGUAACUAUUAAAAGUACUAAAUUUUAUAUUCA
Molecule: messenger RNA, 1798 nt
Organism: Vigna angularis (adzuki bean)
Lineage: Eukaryota; Viridiplantae; Streptophyta; Magnoliopsida; Fabales; Fabaceae
Product: protein TONNEAU 1b-like
Exons: 6
Coding region: 281-715 (144 amino acids)
Molecular function (GO): protein binding
Source: RefSeq, a predicted model, not a curated record